Messenger RNA from Oncorhynchus kisutch (coho salmon), 4075 nucleotides. RefSeq names its product coxsackievirus and adenovirus receptor homolog. The record is from RefSeq and is a predicted model, not a curated record. Gene Ontology annotation, molecular function: cell adhesion molecule binding. The coding region runs from base 189 to 1319 and encodes 376 amino acids. Gene Ontology annotation, biological process: homotypic cell-cell adhesion. The transcript has 7 exons. NCBI's taxonomy places the organism in Eukaryota, Metazoa, Chordata, Actinopteri, Salmoniformes, Salmonidae. Gene Ontology annotation, cellular component: bicellular tight junction; intercalated disc; basolateral plasma membrane.
UGGUACACUCGACUUUGUUACCCUCCGGAAAUCACGUGUCUAGACUCCUGCUAUCCUAUGCACCUGCUGAGGCGAAAAAGGAUCGGAGAGUUUUGAUGCUUCGGGAGAGUGGUCUGUCUGUCAGGAGCGCCGCAGAAGUUAUUUUUUCAACCGAGUAUUAAAGGAAAAGUAUUGGAAUAGAUAAAGGAAUGGAUUUCUCGAUAUCCCACCUCUGCUCUGUAUUGAUUAUUCUCAUUGCAGGUGUAGCCCAUUGCCUGGAGAUCACGUCCCAGGGGCCCACGUCCAUAGAGAAGGCCAGCAGUGAGAGCGUCAAGCUGGACUGCCAGUUCUCUCUGGCCCCCGAGGACUCUGGCCCCCUGGACAUCGAAUGGAGCCUGCUGGCCUCUGACAACCAGAAAGAGGAUAAAGUGGUGAUCCUAUACUCUGGGGACAGGGCCUAUGAGGACUACUACCCUGCAGUGAAGGGGCGAGCCCACUUCAACUCAGCCGACCCGAAGAAUGGUGACGCUUCCAUCAACUUGACGGGUCUGAAGUCUAGCGACACUGGGACCUACCAGUGCAAGGUGAAGAAGGCCCCGGGCAUCCGCAGCAGGAAGAUGCUGCUGACUGUCAUGGUGAGGCCGUCCAAGCCCAGAUGCUCUGCCGACGGCCCCACCCUGGAGGGUACGGAUGUGGUCCUGAGGUGUACGUCCAGUGAGGGUACCAACCCCCUGCAGUACACCUGGGAGAAGACCAGCGACAACAAACUGCUGCCUGCCUCCGCCGUGCUAGACCCUGUGGGAGGCACCAUGAAUGUAAGGAACGCGUCCACCAGCUCCUCAGGAACCUACCGCUGCACAGCUAAGAACCACGUGGGCAUGGAGGAGUGUAUUCUACAGCUUGGCAUCACUCCCCCCCCCAACACUGCUGGUAUCAUAGCUGGAGCCAUCAUUGCUGUUCUGCUGGCCCUCAUCAUCAUCGCCAUCAUCCUCUUCUGCUGCUGCCGCGCCCGCAACAGGAAGAAGUACGAGAAGGAGAUCUCCUACGAGAUCAGAGAGGACGUCCCCCCUCCGAAGAGCCGCGUAUCGACGGCCCGCUCCUUCACCAGCGUGGGCAGCCAGCGCUCCUCCCUGGGCUCCAUGUCCCCCUCCAACCUACACGAGUACGCCCUCAAGCCCCAGUACGACAAAAUCCCCUCCGUGGAGGAGUAUGAGAGGCCCCCCAGCCACGCACCCCUGCCCCCACCCGUCGCCAGCAAGAUGGCCGGCCCCAACCUCAGCCGCAUGGGCGCCAUCGCCGUCAUGAUCCCCGCCCAGAACAGGGACGGCUCCAUUGUGUAGUGGAAAGAAACAGAAAGAUGGAGGGAAAGACCGGGGGACACUAGCCAGAGAGGUGGGGUGGCUGGGCUGGGGGACUGUGCUGGGCAGCCAGAUUCUACCCUCUACCACGCACCACCAACUGGGACCCCCACUCUGCUCUGCUUUAUGGAGGUUUGGGUGUGGUGUUGUACUGAGGAGAAAAGAGAAGCAGUAUUGUACCAUGUCACCCACUAUGAACUAUUUACUGUUGCUUUUAUGAAUUUUACUUCCUGAACUUUCUCACACAUGACAAUUAUGAAUUCUUAGGCUGGGUACAUUUUAAUGGUCAAUUCACACAGGUUUCUUUGUACAUAGUUGAAUGCAUGAUGUUUUUUUUUAUCUAGCCGGCCCUGUGCAUAGAGAGUUGUGUUCAGAGCGGACCAAGGUCUCUGAUUGGCCUGUUGUGUACCAUGUAGAGUAUUACAGCUUGACUUGUAUGUUUCUGGGAAAUGUACAGUUCUACUCUACUUUCUUUGGAUGAAAUACUCACGGAGUGAUCAGACAUGUUUGAUCAAUUCACUUCUGUAACACACAGCUUAUCUCAAGAAUAGGGGUUGCCGAAGGGAUUUUAGAGUUCUGCUUUUCAAAAUAAUGAUUUGUCAAGUAGUUACCUUUUUAAAGAUGUUCAUUCCAUUGGUUGGACUGUGGCUGAUGUCAUGGCCAUGUUUGCCAGCCCUGAGAGAAAUUGGGUCAGCUGGUUAUUUCGACAGUUGACCGUUUUGAAAUGUCCAGCUUGGUCUGGAGGGGACGGGUGGACAGGGUUGGCUAAUGACCCGGAAGGGGGAGUUCAGACCUCCACAUGUUGUGAUUAGUGUAUUGUCUCUUUGCCCGGGUUUACAGCCCACCCCUCAAGUUCCUACAACAGGCAGUGUUUUGAAAGUGAGGUUCACUGAACAAUCAUAUUUGAUUGUGUUUGACUGCCACCAGCCCCUCUGACCCCGCCAGUACACCCCUUCCUAUCCCCUACACUGUAUGGUAUUAUUAACCCGCUCUGGUGUUUAACCAUCAAACCCCUGAACAAAAUGGUACAUUUGUAACUGCACACUCAGGAUUCAAUAUCUCGAUGAAACAAAUUUCUCAAUGGUCAUUAUGAAGUCAAAAAUGUUUAGUGGUUCAUUCAUGCACCUCUAUUCAUAAAGGAUGAAGUAUGUACAGUAUAGUAAUUUACAUGAUAUAUGGAAGGAAGUGAGUGUUGAGGGGAAGAAGAUAUUAGAAUACUGAGCCACGGGUGUUAGGUGUCUGCUGCACCAACAGCACAGUAAACUCUGUUUUCCAGGGUGUCUAUAAUGCACCCAUGCUCUCUCACUCUGUCACAUACUCACAGCCCCCCAGUCAGUGCUUCUGCUCAGCCCAGAUGGAGUGUUUCUGUGAUUCACAUCAGUGUUCUUGUGCCUUGUCUGUACUGACUUGUAUCACAUACAUACUGUUACAGCCACAGGCCUCUAGGUGUGUGUGUGUGUGUGUGUGUGUGUGUGUGUGUGUGUGUGUGUGUGUGUGUGUGUGUGUGUGUGUGUGUGUGUGUGUGUGUGCCCAGGCUGGGCUCUAGUCUUCUACCGUUGCUAUGCACUGUACAUGUAUGUUUUGUAGCCAGCUGUCGUUGUAUGAUACAUGACACAGUAGUUGGCUACAGAACAUGCAGUAUGUCUGUAGUACGAGACCCACAUUGGCAUGACAACUAGUCCACUUUUCACGGUUCUGGAUCCUGUGUAAAUCCACAUCAACUGAGUUUUGGUUGCGUUAUUGGUUGCGUUACUUCCCCAUCCAAAAGGGAUUCUUUUCAUUUACAUUAGCUCUAUAUUCGAACAUUAGCAAUGUAGAAAACAACAACAAAAACAGUUGACUCACAGUUGUUACUUCUUUUUUUAGUUUUAAAUGCAUUAUUUGAGUUUUUAUUUUAAACAUUUUAUUAUGAAGGCUUUGUUUGUGUAAAUAGUGUAACUUCUACAGUAUAUCUCUAGAACUAAUCCCACCACACUUCCUCUAAUGCCCUGUAUGUAUGAUGAUGCCAUGCUUUGCUUGGUUAAUGUGUAUCUAAAACAUGAUCCAUGGGUCUUGUAAAUAGCAGUGGAGGGUGAAAGCCCACUAAUGUUAAUUCAGGUGGGCACCACUGGAAUUCUACUGCAGCCAUGUUUCAAUAUCCACAUUAGCGUAUUGAUUCUGAUGAAGCAAUAGCAUGCAUUGUAAAUAGUAUACUAGUAUGGUUAAUGAAACACACACAGACUGUGUGUAUGAAAUAGAAAGUAGUAGAUUAGAGGUGGAUGAAGUGGAGGAGACCGGUGAAGACCUCUCGGAGUUGUGUCCUUACGCCUCUCUGUGUUGUGGCAGGUGUAACCUCACACAUGGGGACAGCAGCCACAUGCGAGACAGGACGUAAAGUGAAACCCACCCCGUACAUUACCCCGAAGUGGAAAAACCUGUCAGCUCUCUCGAAGCCCAGGGAACUGUGUGUUGGUGUGUGUCUUUACUGUCUGGAUUUGUCCCCAAUAUAGUAUUUUAGUAGACCCCCAACUGCUGACAAACUACAGAGCCAUUAGGGAGGUAGUCAUGUUGUACAGUCCCUCUCAUCUCAGAAAACGAAUAAGUACUACUAACAUGGUAUUAACUGUAGCUUUUAAAACUAGUGUACUAAUAUUGUAUGAAGAUUUUUAUUUGGUGGUUUGUUUGCACAUUGUGUGAUCAUACCUGGUUUUAUUUUUGUGCUGUAUUUUUAAAUAAUAAAGGACACAAAAUGAAAGAAA